This is a messenger RNA of Rhipicephalus sanguineus (brown dog tick), 3165 nucleotides long. RefSeq names its product b(0,+)-type amino acid transporter 1. Bases 196 to 1776 code for a protein of 526 amino acids. The transcript is spliced from 8 exons. Gene Ontology annotation, biological process: amino acid transmembrane transport. Gene Ontology annotation, molecular function: L-amino acid transmembrane transporter activity. Gene Ontology annotation, cellular component: membrane. NCBI's taxonomy places the organism in Eukaryota, Metazoa, Arthropoda, Arachnida, Ixodida, Ixodidae. The record is from RefSeq and is a predicted model, not a curated record.
AACGCGAGUAUAGGCCACCGUGAAAUGUACAACUACACGAAUCGGAACUGACCGACAUUUAAUCGGUCCUGCCUGGCUUGUCAAUUGUGCUCCGCAGCAGCUACCAUGCCAUAGGUGGAGCGAGCCAAGAACACUGAGCUGCUGACCAUGGUCUUUCGUGUCCUGGUUUUCAAUUAGUGGCUCGGCAGAGGCAGGAUGGGGUCGACAGCGAGCUACGUGGUCAAGGACAAGGCGGCUAAGCAAAACUGCGCUUCGCAACCCGAGGGCAAUGCCAAAGGCCAAACACCUGCUGCGACCAAAGAAAAGACACCGGCAGCGCCCCCUGCGACAACUGAGAAGGCGGCCCUGAAACGACAAGUCGGGCUUGGAAGUGCAGUAGCCCUUAUUAUUGGAAGUAUCAUUGGCUCAGGAAUUUUCGUCACACCUAGCUCCGUAUUCAGAAACUCUGGCUCCAUUGGUGUAGACCUGCUGGUGUGGGUUGUUUGUGGAAUCUUAAGCAUCAUAGGCGGACUGUGCUACGCGGAGCUGGCGACGCUGCUGCCGGCAUCUGGCGGAGACUAUGCGUACCUGACGGCUGCUAGCAAAGUCCUGGGUCGCUUCGGCGACGCGGUGCCUUUCCUGCAGAUGUGGUGCUACUCUCUGGUCCUGGAUCCAAUGAGCGCCGCACUGCAGGGUCUCACCUUCUCGAGCUACGCGCUCAGCGUCAUCUACCCUACCUGCGAAGCACCUUACGAGACGACCGUGCUUGUCGCGUUGAGCUUCACCACCCUGGCAACAGCUGUAAACUGCUUCUCUGUGAAGACAUCUGCGAGAGUUCAAGACAUCUUGUCCAGCAUCAAGUGCCUCAUUUUGAUAUCAGUCAUUAUUACUGCCGCAGUAUUCGCUUCCACUACUACCCGGAACAAUUUUGAAGGUGAAGGAAUAUUCAACAAGCCUGAGUCUGCGAGCCGACUCGUCCUGGCAUUUUACGGUGCACUCUUCUCCUACGGAGGCUGGAAACAGGUAUGCCUAAUCGCCGAAGAGGUCACCGAGCCGAGCAAGAACAUUCUAAGGGCCGCCCUGAUCGGCAUCCUAACGGUGACCGCUAUUUACGUGCUCACCAACGUGGCCUACUUCGUCGUUCUGGACCCGUACACCUUCGCGAGCUCCGAAGCGAUCGCCGUGUCCUUCACCGCCGCAACGUGGGGAGUCAAAGCCGCUGGCGUCAUACCGGUGGCCGUCUCCAUAAGCACCUUCGGUACUCUCUGCGCUGGCUUCUUCAGCUCCGCGCGCGUCAUCCUAGCAGCGUCCAGACAGGGACACCUGACACCCAUCUUCUCCUGCAUCACCGUCCAGUCAUCCACGCCGGUGGCUGCGAUCAUGCUGCGCGGAACCCUGGCCCUGGCAUUCACGUUCAUCGGUUCCGUGUCGUACAUCGUCGAAGCAUCCGUGUUCCUCGACAACAUGUGGGAGAUCGUGGUGCUCCUGUGCCUGUUCGGCCUCCGGCGCACCAUGAAGGACGCCCACAGACCGUACGCCGUUCCGCUGCCCCUGGCGGUCAUCAAGUUCCUCGUGUCGAUCGCGCUGUUCGUGAUCCCCUUACUGCGACCAGCAGACUACGUGCAGUACGUGGUCAUCCUAGCGAUGUUGGUGGCCGGUGGUGUGUACUACGUCGUGUUCGUGGCGUUCGCGUGCAGUGUUCCAGGAACGAAAUCCAUCACGCGGUUCCUCCAGAAAGUUCUGCUUUCGGCGCCCUGCACGAACGAUCUGGAGAUCAUGUUGAAAGAGAAGAUGUGAUAGACGUGUGUUUGUGUUGUGAAUGACGGCGAGCGUUAUUGUUCGUGAAUGGUCUUGUAGGUGUCAGUACACUAAGGCGACUGUUUGAGCAUGUUGAUAAGACGUAUAGUGUCACGUGGUUGUGAGAGCGAAGAAGGCUGCAACAAGACUCGUACAUACGAAACUCUUCACUGGGCCAACUUGUUCCCGAAAAACGAAAGGUCAAAGUACGGAAUCACACUUGUCAAGAGCCCCCAGCCGGCCGCUUCAACUGUUCUUUUCUGCAGAAAUAUGCAAAGACCGACGCCGUAAUGAUACCUAACAUAGCCAAACUGCAUGUUAGUUCCUUGUGCUAUAAUUCAAGCUCGAACGGAAGCUUGUAGCUAACGUGAGGUAGCAGCUGCAGACAACAACAGCGUCCACAGCCACGCGCUCGACAAUUGUGCUUCUGUCUGUACAAGCAGUUCACGCUGUACACUGAUAGCGGCGAGGCCUCGGCCGUCGAGUAAUCUGAUCACCGGAGGAACGCGUCGUCCUUAAUACAUCAGUCAUCGAACCUUCUAGCGUUAUUGCUGGUGCUCGCGUAAGUUCUCGAAUAAACCUGACUAUUCGCGCCCUGCGCGUAAUUAACAGAAUGAUCUCAAACAACCUUUGAAGGUUCCCGGACACUGCGGCGCGGUCUGCGCCAAGCAUUGCUAACAGUGUUUCCGGGUGAAAACAUACACCAAAAUAAAGCAAUAAACGCGCGUGGCAAUAGAUAAUAUUAUCUGGAGUUUUGCGUGCCAAAAUCACGAUAUGAUUAUGAGGCACAUCAAAGUUGAGAGCUUCGGAAAUUUCGACCAUCAGGUGUUAUAUUUCGCGUGCACUGACAUCGCACGGAACACGGACCUCUAGUAUUCCGCCUUCCAUCAAAAUGCCACCACCGCGACCGGGAUCGAACCCGCGACCUUCGGUUCAGCAGCCGAGCACCGUAACCACUGUACCACCGAUGCGGACUGUACUGUCAUUUGAGAUUCUUGAUAACGUAGUACGGGUAUAUUUUUCGUCAGGAUUGCCCCGUUGGCCAACACUUCGCUUGGAAGGUCAAACCUCCUGCUAAGCUUCGCAACAACACGACAACCUUCUGGCCUGCUUUGAAUAUCCUUGGCCUGCUUAACGAUACAUUCGUGCGUGCAACAUGCGAGGCCAUGUUCUACGCCCCAGCGCGAUCAGCGGAAGCUGCGAGCGGCGCCCUUGCGUGCCAUGUUUACUCGCCUACAUCCAAAUUGACUAAUAUGGCAAGCGUAGGCUAAUGUUGGUUAAUGUUGACUACUUAAUUUGUUUUUUUUUUUACUUUUUUUCAUUGCUCUUGCCCACACGCCAUGCAUUACGUUGUCCUCCAUCUGUAAAAUUGUACAUGGUGGAAAUAAA